AUGGGGAUUCAAGGGGCAGUGCUGUCCUAUAGCUGUACAUCCAAGGAUGACGACCCAGCCUGCCAUCUGGGCCAGCAGAGUACACUGCGUAGUUUUGACCACACCACAGAGCAGCAGCAGGACUCAGAAGAUAAGAUGAAGUCUCCUUUGGUUUUUCACGUCACCUGUGUGACCCUGCUCUCACUGUGGUGUAGUGUGUGUCACUCCACUCCUCUGUUCUACAACAUAUCCAUGGACGGCAGUGGUGACGAAGCAGGGCUGGAGCUGCUUUUCCCAACCUCUUUCUCCACUCGAACACCUGUUAACAUUACCGCUGCAACUGGAGCUCCCACCCUCACCAACACCAUCACCACCACCAUGAUCCGCCUGAAGGACUUCGUCCUGAGCCGAGUUGUGGACUUCCUGCAGGAGAAUUUGCUCAUUAUCAUCGUUGUGACCUCUCUUCUCAUCGUGAUGGUCUUCAUCAUCUGCUGUGCCUCUGCCAUGAGUCACAAGCGCAAGUUGGAGGCCUACAAGCCCCCUCCUCAUCCACCCAGGAAGUAUAUGGACAGGCCGUAUGCCGUCGACCACGUCAUGAGGGUCCAGACUCAGAGCAUGGCCUCCCCGAAGAACCUGCGCAUGCCCUCCAAGGCUCUGGUGGGAGAGAGAGGGAGAGACGUCAGGUCGUCACCUCGCCAGGAGGUCAGAAAGGUCAGGGAGGCAGAGGAGGUGGAAAAGCAGAGAGAGGAACCCAAGCACAAGGAGCACUCCAGCCCCAGCACCAGCUCCAGUCAGCCGGUCUGCACAUGCCACCUGAAAAAGGCCCACCACUAG
This is a messenger RNA of Xiphias gladius (swordfish), 813 nucleotides long. RefSeq names its product transmembrane protein 119a (gene tmem119a). Bases 1 to 813 code for a protein of 270 amino acids. Gene Ontology annotation, biological process: positive regulation of osteoblast proliferation; positive regulation of bone mineralization; positive regulation of osteoblast differentiation. Lineage: Eukaryota; Metazoa; Chordata; Actinopteri; Istiophoriformes; Xiphiidae. Gene Ontology annotation, cellular component: plasma membrane. The record is from RefSeq and is a predicted model, not a curated record. The transcript is spliced from 4 exons.